Messenger RNA from Onthophagus taurus, 3295 nucleotides. RefSeq names its product TBC1 domain family member 14. NCBI's taxonomy places the organism in Eukaryota, Metazoa, Arthropoda, Insecta, Coleoptera, Scarabaeidae. Gene Ontology annotation, molecular function: GTPase activator activity; small GTPase binding. Gene Ontology annotation, biological process: regulation of GTPase activity. The record is from RefSeq and is a predicted model, not a curated record.
GGUACUCGAAUGGUGACUAAUUUCGAUGCAAUCGUGUUUAUUGUCAAAAAGUGAAUGCAUAAUGACACAAUAACAGAUACGCCUGGUUUAAUUUAGAUUAAUGUUCACAAGAAGAAUGUGUGAAAAAGUGGUGUCAAAUAUCAGCAUUGAAUUAUAUACAGACUUUUAAAAAUUCCUAUGCAAUCACUAAGAAUUAUCUCAAACACCAAAAGUAACUAUGAAAUAUGAAAACUAUCGACUCUGACAACGACUACAACAAUUUCAAUUCAUACAAUAAUAAAGUAGAGGAAACGACUGAUUUAUUAAUAAAUGGGAACGGCGAUACUUUGCUCCGGUGCAACGCCGACCUAGCAAAAAGUUUUAAUGUGUUAAAGUCGACGCCGCCGAUGGGUCAUAAGGGCCGUUUUUAUCAGCGCGUCCUACUCAAAAGUAAUAACUCCGCAAACGUAACGGAAGAUUCUCGAAGCAAAAGCUUACCGAAUUCUCUAGAAAAAAAUAAGUCCUUAAACGGUAGUGAUAUCGAAACUGUCGAGUGCUGUGAUAUAGAAUCUAAAUUGUUGCCGACGACGGACGGCGACAGUCCUCCGGUUUCGCCGGUUUUUCAAGAUUUGUGGUUUAAAACGUGGCCGGAACGUUAUGAUAAGUUAAAAACUAACGACACGGACCCGGUACAUUCCGAAGGGAGCUCUAGUAAUGGUUAUUUAUACGCUACGUGUAGUAGUACACAGAAAUCCCCUGUAGUCCGUAAAAACGAUGUUAAAAAAGUCACGUUGAAUGAAGCGCUUGAAAAUAUUUCAUUGGCGUAUAGUCCCAUUACAAAACAAUUACAUUUUGUUAAAAAGGACAUCGUUGAAACAUCGAAAGUGGAAGAAUCUGAUGAUAUUAUUAAUAAAAUUGAAGAUAAUACUUUAUGUCCUGAAAAUGUUAGGCCUCAUCAUAGUAGAUCAAGUACAAUUUCAAGUUUAAGUGAUUUUUCACCUUCCGGUAGCUUAUUAGACCCUGAUGAAAGAACAACACCAACGAAGGAUUUAAGUGAAAGCAAAAGUUGCAAAAAAAAGAAAGGAACCUUUUUUAAUAAAAAUGUAUUCUCUUGGAAGCUUUUUGCGAAAGCAAAGGAUGAUGGUUCUAUUCCACAUUCACCACAACAUUGUAAUGUUAUUGCCAGUUCUUCCGCUUUAAUACUAAAUAAACGACCAUCUACGUUACCAGCUAAAAAUGAAGCUGAAGAACAAAGACAUAGGGAAGAAUAUCAAGCAAUUUUAAUCGCUGCCAAGAAAAAAGAGGCACUAAAUAACGCGGCUAAACAGAAACAACAAAAAAUUCAGUUACAAUUGGAGGAGCAACAAGCGAAUGCAACAAAAUAUUUUACGCACACUGUUUUAGCAAAUUGGGAUACUAUGUAUUGUGUAAAGAAAACUAAAGAUUUAUGGUGGCAUGGGCUUCCUUCAAGUGUGCGCGGAAAAGUUUGGCGUUUAGCAAUAGGAAACGAUUUGAACUUAACUCCUCAACUACAUGAUAUAUGUCUUUCGCGUGCACAAAUUAGAUUGAGUAGUCCAGAACCGCCUGAAAUCGAUACAGUUAAUAUUGAUCAAGAAAGUAGCUUGGACGUAAUUCAACUGGAUAUAGCUCGAACGUUUCCGAAUCUUUGUAUUUUUCAAGAAGGCGGUCCUUAUUCGGAGGUACUUCAUUCGUUAUUAGCAGCUUAUGUGUGUUAUAGACCUGAUGUAGGUUAUGUACAAGGAAUGUCUUAUAUCGCAGCUAUUCUUAUAUUAAAUAUGGAUCCUUAUGAUGCUUUUGUAUGUUUUGCGAACCUCUUAAACAAACCGUUACACAUCGCAGCGUUCACGUUAAAUCAACACCAAAUGCAGUCUUAUUACAAAGCUUUUAACGAAAUUUUUAAUUAUUCUUUACCAAAAUUAUAUUGGCAUUUCGUCAAAUCGGGUUUAACACCCGAUAUGUAUUUAUUGGAUUGGAUUUAUACGGUUUAUGCGAAAGCGAUGCCUUUGGAUGUGGCGUGUCGUGUUUGGGAUGUUUUUUUGAGAGAUGGAGAUGAAUUUCUUUUUAGAACAGGAUUAGGAAUCUUACAUUUACAUCAAGAUACUCUAAUGAAAAUGGACUUUUUACAUGGAGCUCAGUUCUUAACGAGACUUCCCGAAGAUAUGUCGUCUGACCAACUUUUCAAAAGUAUUCAAAUGGUAAGCACAAAUGUCGGGAAACAAACAUUUGGUCAAAUCGUUGAAAAAUGUCUCUCCUCGAAUGAUACGUAACGGUAAUUUUAUUUAAAAAUUAUCCGUUCUCGAACAAAACCGACUGAUUUUUUUUUCAAUUGAAAUAAAACCAGAAAAUCCUAGUUAAAUCAUUACUUCUACUCAUAACCGUUCUUUUAUGUUAAUUAAGAUGUUAAUUAAUCAUUUUUAUCGUCCCUCAGGGUAAAAUUAGCUAUUCCACUGCCACUUAGUCUUUAUGAAUGUAAUAAAAAUUGAAUUUUAAAUGCUUGUGAUGUUCUUUGGCGUAGAGACUAAGUCGGAUUUUUUAAAAUUUCUCGUCUUAUUUUUUUUAUUAGAAUAAUUCUCGAAUUUUUGGCAAUAUUGAAAUACAUAUGAUUAUUACAGGGUGAUAAAUUAAAAACUUUAUUCACACCUAGAUACCUCGAAUAUCCAUGAAAUCUCAUUACAAAACAUGACAAUAUUUAUUAAUUUUGUCUUUGGGUUAUUUUUCUUUGAUUUCCGUGCCAAUACAUACUACUCAUUCACGUAAAAAUUCUAAUAUCUCAUUUUCUUCUUUUUUAUUAAUCAUAAUUUAUUAUUUUAUUCUUACUAUUUGUGUAUACUCUUAGCUAAUAUUAUAAACUAAAUUUAAGUGAAGGGCUGUGUGUAUAAAAAAUAGUAUCAAAUUUCAUUUAUAAAAGUAAACGCAGAUGUUGAACAUGAAUAAAUGAAAUAUAUAUAAAUCAAAAAGAAAUUAAUAAAUUUGCGAACUUUGUAACUAGUAAUUAUUUUUUUAAAUAGUAGUUACGUUGAUGAAUUCUAUUUUUAUAUGGCCGCACUACGUAUGUAAUUUGUUUGCUCUCUUAGGUUUAUAUUUUAAUAUAUUUAUGUUCUUAGAAUUUAUGUCGAACAAAAAAAAUUAUAAUGCAAUAUAGAUCUGUUUUUUCAUAUUAUUUUAUUGUAUGUUUUAGUGUUUAGUAAUUUGUAAUUAUUCCACUCGUUUUGCAUUGAAAUCCAUGUGCCUAUUUAUAUUAUACUGUUAUGUAUGAUUGAUAUUAUUUAAGAAAUAAACACACUUUUUUCUAAAA